UGUAGCUGCUUGUAGACCUUAAGUUCUCGUUUCAGUUACCGAUCUUGAUCCAUCCUGAGGUGCUGGAGGCAGUGUCUCUCCCCCCCACCCGUUGCCAUGGCUCCCAAAGACAUCAUGACCAACUCUCAUGCCAAGUCCAUCCUUAACGCCAUGAAUGCCCUGCGCAAGAGCAACACAUUGUGUGACAUAACACUGAGGGUGGAGAACACAGAUUUCCCUGCUCAUCGCAUCGUGCUGGCUGCCUGCAGCGACUAUUUCUGUGCCAUGUUCACCAGCGAGCUUGCUGAAAAAGGAAAGUCUUUUGUGGACAUUCAAGGCCUGACUGCAUCCACCAUGGAGAUCCUUUUGGACUUUGUGUACACGGAGACAGUCCUGGUUACCGUGGAGAACGUACAGGAACUGUUGCCAGCUGCAUGCCUGCUGCAGCUGAAAGGUGUUAAGAGGGCUUGCUGUGAUUUCCUCGAAAGUCAACUGGACCCAUCCAACUGCCUUGGCAUCCGGGACUUUGCCGAAACACACAACUGCAUGGACCUGAUGCAAGCUGCUGAGCUUUUCUCACAGAAGCAUUUCCCUGAGGUGGUUCAGCAUGAAGAGUUUAUGUUACUCAGCCAAAGCGAAGUGGAGAAGCUCAUUAAAUGCGAUGAAAUCCAGGUGGACUCUGAGGAACCUGUUUUUGAGGCUGUCCUGAACUGGGUAAAACACAACAGGAAAGAGAGAGAGCCUUACCUGCCAGACAUGCUGGAGUAUGUACGAAUGCCCCUCCUCACCCCCCGCUACAUUACUGAUGUCAUCGACACGGAGCCCCUCAUCCGGUGCAGUCUGCCCUGUCGAGAUCUUGUGGACGAAGCCAAGAAGUUCCAUCUGAGACCAGAGCUUAGGAGCGAGAUGCAGGGGCCUCGAACUCAAGCACGACUAGGUGCCAAAGAAGUUCUGCUUGUCAUUGGGGGAUUUGGCAGUCAGCAGUCCCCUAUUGACAUUGUAGAGAAGUAUGAUCCCAAAACCCAGGAAUGGAGUUUUUUGCCUAACAUUACUCGGAAAAGACGAUAUGUGGCCACAGUGUCGCUUAAUGAUCGGGUGUACGUGAUUGGUGGAUAUGACGGACGGUCGCGGCUCAGUUCGGUGGAGUGUCUAGACUAUACUGCCGAUGAAGACGGAGUAUGGUACACAGUCGCCACUAUGAAUGUUCGCCGUGGCUUGGCAGGAGCCACCACUCUUGGAGACAUGAUCUACGUGGCUGGUGGGUUUGAUGGCAGUCGACGUCACACUAGCAUGGAACGAUAUGAUCCCAAUAUAGAUCAGUGGAGCAUGCUGGGAGAUAUGCAAACAGCCAGAGAAGGAGCUGGUCUUGUGGUUGCCAGUGGGCUGAUCUACUGUUUAGGGGGCUAUGAUGGUCUGAAUAUCCUAAAUUCAGUGGAGCGUUAUGAUCCUCACACUGGCCACUGGACAAGUGUUACACCCAUGGCCACCAAACGCUCAGGGGCCGGGGUGGCUUUACUCAACGAUCACAUCUACGUGGUUGGUGGCUUUGAUGGCACAUCGCACCUGGCCUCUGUUGAGGUGUAUAAUAUUCGGACAGACUACUGGACAACAGUGGCCAGCAUGACUACUCCACGCUGCUACGUAGGGGCCACAGUCCUUAGAGGAAGACUAUAUGCCAUAGCGGGAUAUGACGGCAACUCCUUGCUCAGCAGCAUUGAAUGUUAUGAUCCAGUGAUUGACAGCUGGGAGGUGGUGACUUCCAUGGCGACGCAGCGUUGUGACGCAGGCGUUUGCGUGCUCAGGGAAAAAUGAGAAAAUACUUAAUGCCUUGAAGACAUUUGGCUGGGUUCAGACUGAGGGAAAGUGAUGAAUGAGAGGAGGGAGCAGGGAGAGAUUUGGGCAGCUAACACCCGAGCUUACCCUUCCACUUGCCACGUAUCAAACCGAAUAAGAAGGACGUAACAGACAACAGGAGACCAGCAGAGAUCAGUCGCCAACACCAACCAUCUUCACACCAUCUCCAGCCAUCUGGGAGGUCAAAUGUUCUGUUGCUGUUUG
Messenger RNA from Chanos chanos (milkfish), 2037 nucleotides. RefSeq names its product kelch-like family member 12 (gene klhl12). Gene Ontology annotation, molecular function: protein binding. Gene Ontology annotation, cellular component: COPII-coated ER to Golgi transport vesicle. NCBI's taxonomy places the organism in Eukaryota, Metazoa, Chordata, Actinopteri, Gonorynchiformes, Chanidae. Bases 97 to 1791 code for a protein of 564 amino acids. The record is from RefSeq and is a predicted model, not a curated record. The transcript is spliced from 12 exons. Gene Ontology annotation, biological process: COPII vesicle coat assembly; protein monoubiquitination.